This is a messenger RNA of Tuber melanosporum (Perigord truffle), 382 nucleotides long. RefSeq lists its product as uncharacterized. Lineage: Eukaryota; Fungi; Ascomycota; Pezizomycetes; Pezizales; Tuberaceae. Bases 1 to 141 code for a protein of 46 amino acids. The record is from RefSeq and is a predicted model, not a curated record. The transcript has a single exon.
AUGGAUACCGGUACAGCCUCUCGGGCACGAGUAUUGUACAGUACUCGGGUGGGGUCAUACGGUGAGCGAGGGUACUUGUUCCAGUUGGUGUCACUUCCUACAGUAACCGUGCUUGCGGGCGAAGAGAUCGGAUUGAGGUGAUAACUCUUGAAAGGGUGCCAGAUCAUGGUUCGUGGAGGAUCAAUAGGGGUCUUCGUGGGAGUAUCGCAGAAUGUCUGUAGGGAUUCCAAGAUUCUAAGGCGGAUGAUGUAAUGAGAGGGAGGCGACAUUUCCAUUGGUGAUAUCAUACGAGUAGCUCUUAGUUGUAUCAUUACCAUAGUUCGUUAGCAGAAGGAGUACAGCAGGGUUUAUCCCAAAACGGCUUAGUGUUGGGUGGGUUGGA